CUUGAUCAAAGUCUGGAUCACCUUCAUUUUAGUAGGAAAAAACAGAAGAAAACAAAUUAAGUGGAGUCACUCCUCAAUUUCAUCCAGGGGUUCACAUAUUUUGCGGAAUAUUUAUAAAUAUGGAUUCUCUCAAUAUACUUUAGACGCACAAAAUCAACAUAAGAAAUGAAGUCUCCUCACUUUUCACUGUUAACGCCACUGCUUUUUGCUUCUCUCUUCUCCUUGUCAUGGGCAAAUUCGGCUCAUGAGGAUUUUCUUCAUUGCCUUUCCCUUCGUUCAAAUGACCCUACUAUUUCUAAAGUAAUCUACACACGAAAUAAUUCUUCAUUUUCCUCUGUUUUGGAUUCUACUAUCCGAAAUCUUAGGUUCUCCACACCAGAUACACCCAAACCUUUGGUCAUUGUAACACCAGUAAAUACAUCCCAUAUUGUAGCAACAAUUUAUUGUUCAAGAAAACAUGGGCUCCAAACUAGAACUAGAAGUGGUGGGCAUGAUUUUGAAGGUAUUUCUUAUGUUUCUGCAGUUCCAUUUGUCAUCAUUGACUUGAUUAAUUUUCGAUCAGUCGAUGUUGAUGUUGAAAAUAGAGUUGCAUGGGUUCAAUCUGGUGCAAUUCUUGGUGAACUUUAUUACAGGAUUGCUGAAAAAAGUACAACUCUUGCCUUUCCAGCGGGUAUCUGCCACACUGUGGGUACUGGUGGAUACUUUAGCGGAGGAGGAUAUGGCUUAUUGUUUCGAAAAUACGGUCUUGCUGCUGAUAACAUAGUUGAUGCUCAACUCAUUGAUGUAAAUGGAAGAAUUCUUGAUAGAAAAUCCAUGGGGGAAGAUUUGUUCUGGGCAAUUCGAGGAGGUGGAGGUGGUAGCUUCGGAAUUGUCCUCUCAUGGAAACUAAAGUUGGUUCCUAUUCCGACAACUGUGACUGCAUUUUCAGUUAGCAAGACCUUUGAACAAAAUGCAAUCCAACUUAUUCAUCGUUGGCAAUAUGUUGCACCAGAGCUUCCUCAUGGAAUAUUCUCAUCUGUUGCUCUAAAUAGGGUGAAUUCUAGUCAAGAUGGGAAGAAAACAGUUGUAGCUUCAUUUAGUUCAUUAUUUCUUGGUGGCAUUGAUGAGCUUGUUCAGUUAAUGCAAGAGAGAUUUCCUGAGCUGAGACUAGUUAAGGAAGAUUGCAUUGAGAUGAGUUGGAUUGAAUCUAUUCUUUACUUUGGCCAAAUUCGAAAUCAAUCAUUGGAGAUUUUGCUUGAUAGGAAUUUUCAGAGUCCUCUUACCAGGCCAUCCUACAAAGCAAAAUCUGACUAUGUAAAGGAACCCAUACCUGAAAUUGGACUGAGAGGUUUAUGGUCAAGAGUUUCUGAGGAAGAAGCAGAAUCUGGUUAUAUUCGUUUUUUUGCUUAUGGGGGGAUAAUGGAUGAGAUUCCAGAGAGUGCAACUCCUUUUCCACAUAGAGCUGGCAAUUUGUACAAAAUCUUAUAUAAUGUGGGUUGGCAAGAAGAAGACAACAUAAACUCUGAAAGGUACAUAAGAUGGAUCAGAAGGCUUUACAGUUACAUGAGUUCUUUUGUUUCAAAAUCUCCACGAGAGGCAUACAUUAAUUAUAGAGAUCUUGACAUUGGAACGAACAACAAUAAAGCUAAUACUAGUUAUGCGCAAGCAAGUAUCUGGGGUCGUAAAUAUUUCAAGAACAACUUUGAUAGAUUGGUGCAUGUGAAGACGAUGAUUGAUCCUGAAAAUUUCUUCAGACACGAACAAAGCAUCCCUCCUCUCAUUUCUUCAAGAAAUAAAAAAACUCAUUAGCAUAAAGCUUUUUAGAAAAAUAAUAAAGAGUUGCUGACUUCUUUCUUAGCAUUUCUGGCACAAUGGUGGAAUGCCCAGUCUAAUAAAUUAUAUAUAUACCAAUAAGAUCGAGUAGGUUUUGUCUGUAGUAUAGAUUUUAGCAUUUCUUUCUCCAAAUUUCUAUUUUAUGCUAUAAAGUUCGACUUAAUGCAAUUAUUUACAUGUUUUACUUUAUGAAUUUCGCUUAUAUUUACUCGAACGAAUACAUAAUAAAAUCUUCAAUACCAUCCAUCCAAUUCAAUAAAGUUGCUCAAUUUAAAAAUUUGAUGCAUAGUUUUAAGAUAAUUAAGCUUGGGCAUAAAUGAUGAUGUAGGGCUUAAUUGCGGUAUUAAGCUAUAUAAUUUUUGGUUUAACUUGUGAUUUUAGAAAUAAUUGGAUCAUUUAAUUUUAUUUUCAGGGUUAGUCUAGACUUUUAACUAAUUGUAAAUGGAGUAUUUAAGAAGAUAACAAAUGUUUUUGGACUAAUUGAGUUUUUUAGUCAUGAUUUUGGGAUUACUUUUGACCUUUAACUAACUAUGAAUUUGACCUAGAGAAAAAGAGAAGGACAAAACAAGGAAAAGAAAAAAAAGAUUAAAGGGAAAAAAAAAAAGCAGUUGCAAGAAGAAAGAAGGCUCUGCCAUGGGGAGAAAAGAAAGAGAAAACAGGAAUAAAGAUUAUAAGAAUAACUUCAACAGAUUGGUAUAUAUAAAGACCGUGAAUGAUCAUAAGAAUUUCUUAAAAAAUGAACAAAGUUUCCCUCCUCUUUCGUCCUCAUGGAAGAAGUAAGGUGAUUAGACUUGAGAGUUCAGAUUUUUGUUAAACAUGAAUAAAGAUUUCAAUGAAAAGAAUAUUGCAAAAUAUUAGUGUUGUUUCGUUACUAUUUCUGUCAGUAUGGGUUUGGUGUAGUUUUUAUUCAUCAUAUUUUGGCUUAAACUUUGAUCACCAGAGUGGGUUGCGUGGAAGGCAGGGGUACAAUAAUCAGCAAAUAAAUUAAAAUUUAAUGUAUUCAGGCUACAGGCUCUGAUGCAUUUGAUAUUUUGAAUUCCCUCUAUCAAACAGCUUGAAGCAAGCUCAGGGAUAAUUGAUGAUUGUCCUUUCCAAUCAACUAAUCAUAGAAUAACCACUACCUCAGAAUUCAAUUACCACAGUGAAAUUGGCCAUUGAUAAUACUUUUUUCUAAUAGGGCUACAUUUAAAACUUCAUAAUCUCCAAAGGCCUAAGAUCUCUGCCUAAUUCCCUGACCGAAGCUUUCCCAGGUUUUCAUGAGGAAGAGACACCUAUGAAUGUCAUAACUGGAAAAAAAAGUUGCUCGUAGGACAGAACCAAUCAAAUAUGUUUGCUAAGCUUUUUAUCAGACUCAGAAUUGUUGAUGAUAGCAUGAAUUUCAGUAGCUUUAGGAACAUUGUUAUUUAUUACUACCGUUAUCAAUGUUAAGUUAACAACUACUAUAACUGUUUUUCACUUUUUCCCCUUAAGAAGAAAUAUAAUAUUAGGGAUUAAGAAUUUGAGAUGUCUAAUGAAGAGUAGAGUUUGAUGGUAGGGCAUAUUUUACUCGGGCGCCGCCUGUGGAAACUCCAAAUAUGACCUAAUUUGUUAGAGUUUUGUAUCUUCUACCUAGGAUAAUUUUGUUCAAGUAUAAACAUAAAAACAAUGCAGAGAUCAAGAUCAAGAUAAUAGACUUGGUAUCAAAACCUACUCCCAGAAUAUCUGCACAUGAAACAGAAACUGGUGAGUGGGGAAAGACUUCUGAGAUAUGUUUAUGGAUGGUAAGAGAGCUGAGAUAUCAUUCAAAUACAGAGUUCCAUUACCAUAAAUACCCAGAACUAAAGAACAGACAAAUUAGCUUAUUAAAAUUUUAUAACAACAAAAUUAUUAACUUGAUAUAAUAUUGAAUAUCUGUUGACAGCUUAGUAUGCAUUCACGGAUGCUAUAACUGCUGAGUUGGCCUACACUGAUAUAUUGAUAAUUUAUCAAGUAUGAUAGAUUUUUUCUAUGAUCAUUGAUGGAUGUUAUGUUAUAACUACUAAGUUGGACUCCACAACUAUGCAUGAAAGCAAGUAAUCUUAAUUGACUGUUUUAAGCUACAGACUAAUAUGGUCAUACCUUCAGUUGAUUUAUUCUUUUUGGAAAUAAAACAGAAAACAACCAGGGGCAUGUAAUAAAAAACCAACAACAACAACAAUAACAGACUUAAGAACUGAAGCUCCCAGCCAUUGCCAAAAACCAAAUCCUUUUUUCUUUUUUUUUUUCUUUUUUAAUUUUUAAUUUUCAGACAUAAGCAUACAAGCGCAGAAAAGGUUGGAGGUCCAGACAG
Molecule: messenger RNA, 4120 nt
Organism: Durio zibethinus
Lineage: Eukaryota; Viridiplantae; Streptophyta; Magnoliopsida; Malvales; Malvaceae
Source: RefSeq, a predicted model, not a curated record